Erythranthe guttata (spotted monkey flower) is the source of this 2839-nucleotide messenger RNA. Its product is annotated as ATP-dependent zinc metalloprotease FTSH 8, mitochondrial. NCBI's taxonomy places the organism in Eukaryota, Viridiplantae, Streptophyta, Magnoliopsida, Lamiales, Phrymaceae. Gene Ontology annotation, molecular function: ATP binding; ATP-dependent peptidase activity; metalloendopeptidase activity. Gene Ontology annotation, biological process: mitochondrial protein processing. Gene Ontology annotation, cellular component: m-AAA complex; chloroplast thylakoid membrane. The record is from RefSeq and is a predicted model, not a curated record.
GCUCUCUCUCUCUCUCUCCCUGAGAUUGCUGGAGUUUUUUGGUUUCUGAUACCGGAGACGACGUCGUAAUCAUAUCCAAUUAGGGUUUUCUUCCUCGCGAUCCCCGUUAAAUAUUCAUGUCCUGAUCUGCGAAGCAAUCAUGUUAUCUCGAAUCGGACGUUGUCUUAAUCAAUCGUCUCGUGCCUCGCUGAAUAAAGGAGGUUUUCCGGGCAGUUAUGGAGUGCGGUCGGCGAUUCUGACCGAAUUUUAUACGGGAAAUGCGUUGACCAAGUCUGAAAAUGGCGGGUUGGGGCUUUUGAGGAGCUAUUUGACGUCGAUUGGAGCUUGUAAACAGGUUACGAAGAGUCAUGUCCUGGAGGAAUUUCACUCGGUUAUGGCGAGCCCUAGGCUUCGGAGGCUGUUUUGCAGCCAGGCCCCUAAGAAAAAAAGUUAUGAAAAGUAUUAUGUAAAGAACAAGUCUGAAAUUCCAAAAGGAAACAAUCAGAAGUCUGAGGGUAAAGAGGAAUCUGGAUCAGGUGGACAAUGGAAUAAGACAGAAACCACUAUACAAUUUAAUUUUCUUACACCCCUUUUGCUGCUUGGGUUUGUGCUUAUGUCAAUGUAUAUGACUCCUGGUGGUGACCAGAAACAGAUAAGUUUUCAAGAAUUCAAGAACAAGCUACUUGAACCUGGACUUGUGGAUCACAUUGUUAUUUCAAACAGAUCUGUCGCAAAAGUAUAUGUACGGAGUUCACCACCUAAUGGUAGUCAAACCACAACUGACACUGCUGGUGAUAUCAAUACGAGAAGAAACGUGAGCCGUUAUAAAUACUAUUUUAACAUUGGAAGUGUUGAUUCAUUCGAGGAGAAGUUGGAUGAAGCCCAGGAAGCAUUAGGAAUUGACUCUCAUAAUUACGUCCCAGUUACUUAUGUUUCUGACAUGAAUUGGUUCCAAGAAUUCAUGAAGUUUGGUCCAACGUUAUUGCUUUUAGCUUUUAUUGUUUUCAUGGCAAGGAGAAGUGGACUUGGUAUCGGAGGUGCUGGUGGGAAGGGUGGCCGUGGAAUUUUCAAUAUUGGGAAAGCACAAAUCACAAAACUGGAUAAAAAUUCCAAGGACAAGGUUUUCUUUAAAGAUGUAGCUGGUUGUGAUGAGGCGAAACAAGAGAUCAUGGAGUUUGUGCACUUCCUACAGAAUCCCAAAAAGUACGAGGCGCUAGGCGCAAAAAUUCCAAAAGGUGCUCUUCUUGUGGGUCCACCUGGGACAGGGAAGACACUUCUCGCCAAAGCAACUGCAGGAGAAUCUGGUGUGCCUUUUCUUUCCAUAUCCGGUUCAGAUUUCAUGGAAAUGUUUGUUGGAGUUGGACCAUCCAGGGUUCGGAGUUUAUUUCAAGAGGCUAGACAGUGUGCACCGAGUAUAAUAUUCAUUGAUGAAAUAGAUGCAAUAGGCCGAGCAAGAGGUCGAGGCGGAUUCUCUGGAGGUAAUGACGAGCGUGAAAGUACAUUGAAUCAGUUACUUGUGGAGAUGGAUGGGUUUGGAACCACUGCAGGCGUUGUUGUGCUAGCUGGCACAAAUCGGCCCGAUAUUUUGGACAAAGCUUUAUUAAGGCCCGGAAGGUUUGAUCGCCAAAUUACGAUCGAUAAGCCCGACAUUAAGGGCCGUGAUCAGAUACUCCGUAUCUAUCUGAGUAAAUUGAAACUUGAUCAAGAGCCGGCGUUUUACUCCCAGAGGCUUGCUGCUCUUACUCCUGGAUUUGCUGGUGCUGACAUUGCUAAUGUAUGCAAUGAAGCUGCUUUGAUAGCUGCAAGGACUGAGAGUAAGCUGAUUACAAUGCAACAUUUUGAGGCAGCUAUUGAUCGUGUUAUUGGGGGUCUUGAGAAGAAAAACAGGGUUAUUAGCAAGCUGGAGCGUCGAACGGUUGCUUACCAUGAAUCUGGGCAUGCUGUUGCUGGCUGGUUUCUAGAACAUGCCGAACCGUUGCUUAAAGUUACAAUUGUGCCUCGUGGAACUGCAGCUCUUGGCUUUGCCCAGUAUGUUCCAAAUGAAAAUCUUUUGAUGACCAAAGAACAACUUUUUGAUAUGACUUGUAUGACUCUUGGCGGUCGUGCAGCCGAGCAGGUUUUGCUGGGAAAGAUAUCAACGGGGGCGCAAAACGAUCUGGAGAAGGUGACGAAAAUGACAUACGCCCAAGUUGCAGUUUACGGGUUCAGUGAAAAAGUGGGCCUUCUCUCUUUCCCCCAAAAGGAAGAUGGGUUUGAAAUGAGCAAACCCUACAGCAGCAAAACAGCUGCAAUAAUCGACACCGAAGUAAGAGAAUGGGUGGGUAAAGCAUACGCACGAACAAUCCAGCUAAUAGAGGAGCACAAAGACCACAUUUCCCAGAUUGCAGAGUUGUUGUUGGAGAAAGAGGUUCUUCACCAAGAUGACUUGGUUCGAGUUUUGGGGGAGAGGCCAUUUACGAGUAGUGAGCCGACUAAUUACGACAGGUUUAAGAAAGGGUUUAUUGAAGAUGAUAAUGGAAAAAGUGGAUCAAAUGGUAAUACUACCACCAAAGGUAAAAAAAUUGACGAUGGGCCUUUACCUUUAGCGCCGGAGGUGGUUCCAGUUUAAUCAAUUUGGUUAAUUGGUCAUUAUAAUAAUUUGUAAAUCACUGCUUUUGAUAAUCUGAUGGUUUUUUUUUUUUUGAGCUAUCGAUCGAAAUGUUAUGAGGUUGUGGCGCUCCCUAUGCUUGUAAUAGCUAAGUUUCUACAAUUCGGUUGGUUGGGACUGUCGUUAAUGAUUUACCGCGGACUUUCACUGAUAUCGAAGUCACUAAUUACGGAACGAGACAUUUUACGAUGUUUUGUGACUUUUAGUCUUUGU